UUUUGAUAUGGGGAUGCCGGAAAUAGGUCAGCGAUCAGUUGUAUAUAAUGGCCAUCUUUCAGAGCCCUGGGUCGUGGCCCUGGUUUUCCUGUUUGCUUAGCUCGAUCCAGCUGUUAGCCUGUUCCCAGAGCCCCUUGGACAUUUCGACCCUCUUCAGUUGAACCAGUUACCAGACAACAUGAAGCUCAGCGUUGCCAUCGCCGUGCUCGCGUCGGCUCUCGCCGAGGCGCACUACACCUUCCCCAGCGUUGACGACUCCGCCGACUGGCAAUAUGUCCGGACGACGACCAACUUCCAGAGCAACGGGCCCGUGACCGAUGUCACCUCGGACCAGAUCCGUUGCUACGAGCGUGACCCCGGCACAGGCGCCCCUGAGACCUACGCGGUCACGGCGGGCAAGUCCAUCAACUACAACGCCAAGGCCUCCAUCUCCCACCCGGGCCCCAUGGCCUUCUACAUCGCCAAGGUCCCCGAGGGUGAGACCGCCGCGACCUGGGACGGCAGCGGCCAGGUCUGGUCCAAGAUCUACCAGGAGAUGCCCGAGCUCGGCGGCAGCAUGACCUGGCCCACCAGCGGCGCGGCCUCGGUCCCCGUCACGAUCCCCAGCUGCCUGUCGGACGGCGAGUACCUGCUGCGCGCGGAGCACAUCGCGCUGCACAGCGCGGGCAGCGCCGGCGGCGCCCAGUUCUACAUCAGCUGCGCGCAGCUGUCCGUCACGGGCGGCAGCGGCUCGUGGAGCCCCAAGAGCCAGGUCGCCUUCCCCGGCGCCUACAGCGCGACCGACCCCGGCAUCCUCAUCAACAUCUACUACCCCGUGCCGACCAGCUACACGCCCGCAGGUCCGGCGGUGGAGAGCUGCUAG
Molecule: messenger RNA, 862 nt
Organism: Chaetomium fimeti
Lineage: Eukaryota; Fungi; Ascomycota; Sordariomycetes; Sordariales; Chaetomiaceae
Product: glycoside hydrolase
Exons: 3
Coding region: 179-862 (227 amino acids)
Source: RefSeq, a predicted model, not a curated record